Molecule: messenger RNA, 1473 nt
Organism: Hylaeus anthracinus
Lineage: Eukaryota; Metazoa; Arthropoda; Insecta; Hymenoptera; Colletidae
Gene: bigmax
Product: max-like protein X
Exons: 5
Coding region: 331-1068 (245 amino acids)
Biological process (GO): regulation of transcription by RNA polymerase II
Cellular component (GO): nucleus
Molecular function (GO): protein dimerization activity; RNA polymerase II cis-regulatory region sequence-specific DNA binding; DNA-binding transcription factor activity, RNA polymerase II-specific
Source: RefSeq, a predicted model, not a curated record
UCCUCAACUCAACAAUUACACUUCUGUCGAACAUGGCUGUAUCUAUGUGUAUAUAGUAUUAUCGCGAAGCAAUCACGGAAUUGUUUGUUUAUCGAAAUUAUGUUAUCGUGAUCGCAUUUCGUGCUGGUCGAGGAAGUUUCGUGGGGCUAAUGUUCUCUCGUUAACGUAACGGUUCGUUUAAUGAAUCUUUAUGGAUAACCGUGUUUGGUUAUUUUCCACUCCUGGUGCAUCUUACUUGUUGCAACUCUUUUGUAACUGUUCCACGUGCGCUUUUUAAUAUUAUUUUCUUUUCUCCUCGCGUUGAUCUUCAACAAAUUAAUUACUGACGUAAUGUCAGAUACGCUGCAUAAAGAUGGAUAUGAAGUGUCGAACAUAGCAAUGCGUUGUGGAAGUAGUAACAUGGCAGGGGACAGUGACAUGAAGCUAGAGCCGUCAAGUCCUACAGAAAAAUAUACAUUUUCUCGUUGUAGUAGUACUGGCUCUGUGAAUACACCAUCCUCAUCUGCUCAUAAUACAGAGGAUGAGGACAGUGACAAUAAAAGUUCAACAAUAAGUUACAAAGAACGCAGGCGGGAAGCGCAUACUCAAGCAGAACAGAAGCGAAGAGAUGCUAUUAAAAAAGGAUACGAUUCUCUUCAAGAUUUAGUUCCUGCUUGCCAACAUACCGAUUCAUCGGGUUACAAGCUUUCCAAGGCAACUGUACUUCAAAAAUCGAUUGAUUAUAUACAGUUUUUAUUGCAACAAAAAAAGAAGCAAGAAGAAGAACGUAACGCACUCAGAAAGGAAGUUGUUGCUUUACGUAUUAUGCAAGCUAAUUACGAGCAAAUUGUUAAAGCACAUCAAACCCAACCGGGACAGGCAGAAAUGCGCAUAUCCGAUGAAACCAAAUUUCAAGUGUUCCAAGCAAUCAUGGAUCGUUUGUUUCAAACAUUCAAUAACAUUUCUGUUGCGAAUUUUGCGGAACUAUCAGGGUGUGUAUUUAGUUGGUUGGAGGAACAUUGCAAACCUCAGACUUUGCGCGAAGUUGUACUAUCCGUACUCCAGCAACUUAACAGCCAAAUCAGCUAGCCGAAUGUGUUACUAGAAUUGACAGUUGCACAAUAUGCAUGUUUAUACAAAUAUUUUGCUGAUACUUAGGUCAAACUACGGUAGAGUUACCAGAAAGGAUGGGAGUAUGUGUUCUCUACGCAAUACGGGUAGCAUAAUGAUUGCACGAGAGAUAUAAAUAGAAAUUUAUUUUAUAUAUUAAUAAAGAUGUAGAUAUAACCAUGUAAUGUGGUGUAGAAGUCACCCGCGCCGUUAUUGACGAUCAUACGAUGUUAUAUAUUUUUACCAGAAUUUUUUUAUUACAUACAUUUUGUCGCAUAUAUACGAUAUACAACGUAUGUACAUAUAUGUAUGAAUAUAUUCGAGUAUGUACAUAAUAUAUUAACUGCAGCACAGCAGCCUGAAAUAAAAUUCUAAUCAUCUUUG